Aspergillus fijiensis CBS 313.89 is the source of this 744-nucleotide messenger RNA. RefSeq lists its product as uncharacterized. The transcript has a single exon. NCBI's taxonomy places the organism in Eukaryota, Fungi, Ascomycota, Eurotiomycetes, Eurotiales, Aspergillaceae. The record is from RefSeq and is a predicted model, not a curated record. Bases 174 to 548 code for a protein of 124 amino acids.
GCUCGAAGGAACAAUACCCUUGUCUCAAAUUCCGAUUAACAUACAAGCAAACAAUUCAUCUGUUGGGACCCGGACGCAUGUCAGCAUAGUCCAACGUGCACCCCAUGCACACCAUUGCUGACCUCCCCAGCUUGCCGCUUACGGUUUCGCGUGGCGCUCCCAGCUAGACUUCAAUGGGGUAUGAAGACUCAGAAAAAGCAAGAACUUCAUUCCACGGUCCUACUGAACCUAUGGCCAAUCGGCGACAGUUGCACCGCCACGACCCAAUAUUAUUUUGUGGUAUGCAUGUCGUGGUGAGAUUCUGUCUUCUUGCUUUUUUCCAUGCUCCCGUCACGGGGGCAAAAAUGUCAAGGCGGGAUCUGCCUCGACGGUGCCAACAGAAAAUGAUGUCGGAGGAAGUUGGAGCAUGGACAAGGUUCUUUUUCAUAGGUAAGCAUACCUUGUCAUUCGAGUAUAUGGUCGAAGACGACUGGGAUCAUGCUGGCAAGGGUACAACGCUCAGCACCUGUUCAACAGAAGGUAUGCAUGUUGCAAUAGCUCUAGAGUAGCUAUACUUUUUAUCUUGCGAACAGUGGUACAGAUGAAGUCUAGAUCACUGACCACUUAAGCAGCCAGAGGUGAAGUUUUGGAUGGUGAUCAAGGUGUUCUGUAGUCCCAUGCACAGACGGUGUGUCCCCGAAUGGUAAAAUUUUAUAUAUCGAGGCUGAGUUACGGAGUCACGAGCGGUCGAUCUGGAGACAGAUC